AUGCGCCGAUGUUAUAAUCCAAAUAACCCUUAUUGUGAGAUAAUAUUCUCUCAGUCUUCGAGAGAAAGACUUGACGGUGUGGUGUGGCAGGUGGUCCCUGGCAGCGGGCGAGGCUGGCAGAUGUUUCGAGUUGAUGGGCGACGUAGCGGGGGUCCUGGUGGCGACCUGAGAGCCGUGUCUCCCCUCGACUAUGAGAACCCGGAACACCGUCGAGGCUUCCGUUUCAGGGUGCAGGUGACUGACAUGGGAACAGGUGGGUGGCUGGAGAAGUACCAUGUGGACAGUACGUGGGUGAACCUUCAACUAGUGGAUGCCAACGAUAACUCACCCACCUUCACCCAGGACCAGGCUCACCUGACACUACCAGAGGACACACCUACUGGCACCCACCUCGUCACCUUCACCGCCCAUGACAUUGAUGGGGUAAGAGAGAGAGAAAAAAAAUAAUGAAUGAAGGUAACAUUUACCGUUGAUGC
Messenger RNA from Cherax quadricarinatus, 476 nucleotides. The record is from RefSeq and is a predicted model, not a curated record. Lineage: Eukaryota; Metazoa; Arthropoda; Malacostraca; Decapoda; Parastacidae.